AUGGGCCGAAAGAAGAAGAGAGGCUCCAGGGUGAAGCCCUUCUGCUACUACUGCGACCGUGGCUUUGAUGACGAGAAGGUGUUGAUCCAGCAUCAGAAGGCCAAGCAUUUCAAGUGCAGCAUCUGCUGCAGAAAGUUGGACACAGCUACUGGGCUUGCCGUGCAUCUCUUGCAGGUUCACAAGGAGCAGCUCGCCAACGUCCCUAACGCCCUGUCUGGAAGAGAUUCUGUCGAUGUCAUCGUGCAUGGAAUGGACGGCAUCCCCAACGAGAUUAUUCAGGAAAAGUUGGCCAAAUAUCAGCAGCGAGCAGAUGGAAAGGCGAACAGGAAGCGGGAGCGUGCAAACUGGGCACAGGUUACCAUGGCACCGGCGACUCUCGAGCAUUUCAUUUUGCUAGCGCAACAAGGGCAGCUCCCCCAGUUUGAAGGUGUUCCUCCUACGCCAGUUAUUCCAGGGCUCGCUGCUUCUCUGCCCUCCUUUGGGGUCGCCAAUCAAGCAGCGCAGCCUCCGGCGUUGCCUGUUCCGCCAAACUUGCAAGGCCUCCUCAGCCAGGCCACGGGUAUGCCAGUGCCUGGCAUGCCGGCUGCCCCGGGGGGUCAGCAGCAGCAACCUUUUGGGUAUUCCAUGGGGGGGGGCCCCCCUCCUGGGCCCCAGGGGAUGGUGCUGCCGCCUCAGCAGCAGCCAGGGGGGCCCCCUGGGAUGGGCCAGGGGACCCUUCCCCCCGGACUCAGCUCGGGCGCUCCCACUGGUGUGAAGCCAGGGCCUCCUAUGGCAACUCCCCCCGCAUCCACAGGCAGGGCAGGCGGCAACUCGAUGGUGCCUCCGGGGCCCCCCCCCGUCUUCAGCACGCCUCCGCUGCCUGGCAACAUGCGCCUCAUGUACACCGACGACGCUGUGUCUGUGGAGGAGAAGCGGGCAGCCGAGAUGCGCCGGUACUAA
Messenger RNA from Cyclospora cayetanensis, 939 nucleotides. RefSeq names its product BUB3-interacting and GLEBS motif-containing protein ZNF207. Bases 1 to 939 code for a protein of 312 amino acids. Lineage: Eukaryota; Apicomplexa; Conoidasida; Eucoccidiorida; Eimeriidae. The record is from RefSeq and is a predicted model, not a curated record. The transcript is spliced from 6 exons.